UGAAGGUACUUACGUCAUAGAUGUAAUAGUACCACUAUUUCGAGCUACAUUAGAGGAUUUACCAAGUGGACAUAUUUGCUUAAGCACAGCUGAACGGCAGAGUUUAACAAGUAAAGCUCUGAAUAAAAGUUUACUUACGCGAGCAUUAGAACAAGCAAUUUCAAAUCCACCUCAAAAUGUCUAUCCAAGCCCUACCGUUUCCACACCAUCAUAUAAUAAUUAG
Messenger RNA from Funneliformis mosseae, 223 nucleotides. The record is from the annotation of a GenBank genome assembly. NCBI's taxonomy places the organism in Eukaryota, Fungi, Glomeromycota, Glomeromycetes, Glomerales, Glomeraceae.